UGAAGGGCAAAACGACUUUAAUGUAAAGGCCGCAAAGAUAUGAAACGCCCAGUUGCCCAAAAACAAGGUUGCUGAAACCCUGAAGAAGACUCAAGUGGUCAACUCAGUUAACCGGCCACCGGCUUCUUUGGUCGUCGGACGAAUUUGGCAAAGGUAGGUUCUGGUUGUUGAUGAAGGUGUUGUCGUGGAUGAUUAGAAACGUGGCUGCUACUCGCUUGAAGUUGAAGCCCAUCAUGUUCAGAAAAAGUACAAUCAGACCUCUUUCUUCCAUCUCUAUCUCAAGUAACCAGACAGCAGAUGAUGAUGAUGAUGAAAUGAAAAGAAUCAUGUUAAUACUCGCGAAACGUCCGUGGAUUCUUGGUUGUCAAAAUGGGUAUAAUGUCUAUCGGAACCAGUUCAAUGUAAUACAGAUUUUGAACUAUUUGUUUGAGGAGAGUUUGGAUGCUAAUCUUGCUUUAUACUUUUUCAAGUGGUCAGAAUGUUGCGCCGCAUCAAAGCAUACAGUUUGGACUGUAUGUCGAAUGGUACAUAUUUUGGUUUCUGGGAACUUGAAUCACAGAGCAGUGGACCUGCUACUGCGUCUUGUGAGAAAUCAUGCUGAAGAGGAGACAAGUAGUUUGUUACUAGAAGUUCUUUAUGGAACCCACAGCGAAAGAAGGGUUUUAGAAACUGUGUGUAGCAUGCUAGUCGAUCAGUAUAUUAAGGAAGGCAUGGUGAACGUGGCUCUGAAUGUCACAUAUGAAAUGAAGCACCUAAACAUUUUUCCUUCUGGUGGAGUUUGCAACACUCUGCUACGAGCAUUAUUGGAAUCAAACCAGUUGGACUUUGCAUGGGAUUUCUUGGAAGUUAUGCAGACAAGAGGACUGGGUUUGAAUUCUUCUAUCAUAAGUCUCUUCAUUCAUAAGUACUGUAGUGAGGGUGAUCUGGGAAGUGGUUUCAAGUUGCUUGUUGAAAUGAAGAAGUAUGGGAUUCAACCUGAUGUUGUUUCAUAUACAAUUGUUAUUCAUUCCCUUUGCAAGAUGUCUUAUUUGAAAGAAGCCACUACUUUAUUGUUUAAGAUGACUCAGUUGGGUAUCUCUCCUGAUUCGAUCUUGAUUAGUUCAGUUAUUGAUGGCCACUGCCAGUUGAGACAAACAGCGGCUGCAAUUAAGAUACUGAAGAUCUACCGUCCUCCCCUUAAUAUUUUUUUGUACAAUAGCUUUACUUCAAAGCUAUGUACAGAUGGCAACAUGUUUGAAGCUUCUGAACUUUUUCUUGAGAUGUCUGAGUUUGGCUUGCUCCCAGAUUGUGUCUGUUAUUCAACCAUUAUAGGGGGCUACUGCAAAGUGAAAGACAUGAAUAGAGCUUUUCUGUAUUUUGGGAAAAUGUUGAAAAGCGGAAUUACACCAUCUGCUACCACAUACACGUUGCUCAUCGAUGCUUACUGCAAGUCUGGAGAUAUAGAAAUGGCCGAAGAUAUGUUUCAAGCAAUGCUUUCAGAGGGUCUACUACCUGAUAUUGUGACUUACAACACUUUAAUGGAUGGCUUCGGAAGGAAGGGACACUUACAAAAGGUUUUUGGGGUCUUAGAUAUGAUGAAUUCUUCUAAUGUUUCCCCUGAUGUUGUUACAUAUAACACUCUCAUUCAUAGUCUUGCCACAAGAGGAUUUGCCAAUGAGGCAAAACAAAUCAUGUUUGAACUUAUCAAAAGGGGUUUCUCCCUGGAUGUAGCAGCGUUCACUAAUGUUAUAGACGGGUUUUCAAAGAAGGGGAACUUUGAGGAAGUCUUUUUUGUGUGGUUCUGCAUGAGUGAGCAUGAGGUCAAACCCGAUGUAGUGACAUGCAGUGCCCUUCUCAAUGGAUACUGUAAGAAACAUCAAAUGGAACAAGCCAAUGUUUUAUUUCGCAAGAUGCUUGAUAUUGGAUUACAUCCAGACCUGAUACUGUAUAACACUUUGAUUCGUGGAUUUUGCAGUGUUGGAAGCAUUGAUGAUGCUUGCAACUUGAUAUGUAUGAUGGUUGAAAAUGGUAUCCUUCCCAAUAACAUUACUCACCGGGCACUUGUCCUUGGGUUCGGAAAAAAGAGGGUUAGGAAUCCUGUUUUAGUGGCAGCUCUUAAAUUGCAAGAAAUUCUUCUCAGAUAUGGUAUUCAUGCUGAUUUUGAUGAAUAUUUAAUACCAGAAAGCUGCACCCAUUUUGGAGCAUCUUUAGCAAAUCAAUCUGUAGAUUGAUACACGAAAAGUGUUUAGUUUCAAUUGAGUAAAUUCAAUCUUCAAUCAGAACAAAUCAUGUGGUGCUGGCACUGUGCUUGGCUGCGAGCAGAAGAGAAAUUACCAGCAUGGGCCAGGGAUGCUAUCUCAUGUCCUGAAUACAUGCAUUCACUUCGAGGACUUGAUGACGGAACAGGUCUAGAUUGGAUCAAGAAACAUCUCCAUUUACCUGAUGCCAGCUUUAGAUUAUGAAAGAAUUGAGUGAUACUUUAAGAAGAGAAAAAACCAACUCUUUUUAAUGCUAGACCACUGCGAACUUGGACUUGAAAAGCACUACGUAUAUGAUGCAGCACAAAACUCCACAGAUAAGAAUGUCAAUUCUACUCCUGCAAAAAUCAUAUAAAACGGUGAUCUGAGGUCAAAGAACAUGAGUGUGGUGUUUACGAAGAACUCUUUUAAAAGUUGGUGGAUUUGAGUUGGAAGGCAUGUGAAUUGAAGUUACAGAGGUCAGUGUUGGUUUGAAGAUAAUCAUAACACCCUUGCAUUUUGUUAAAAAAGAUGAUUAUAUAUACUCUAAAAGAGUUUCCAAAAUGGGUCAUCCUUGGAUUAGACUAUUGGAGAGUGAAGGUUAUGAUGAAUGAUGACUAGGGGUGCAAGCGAAGAUCUUAGCCAUUCUGGGAUGAACUGAUGGAGCUCCCCUGCUGUCAAGGCUAUCUGGUAGAUCCAAGGAAUAUUCUGUGUGCAUUUGACUGAAGUGAGCAUGAGUCAAUUCACCUGUUGACUUGGCAGCGCAUAAUUUUUGUUGAAGAUUGUAUUCAUGUGAUGGUAUUUUACUGGUCAAAACACAGAAGAAUAGGCAGGGUCAACAGUGAGGACACGACAGACAAUACUCCCUAUGAACUAUGACAUCCAUAAGAUAUGAAAGGUUCCUGUUCCAAGUGAGGAGGUAGGCUUGGAGGAAUGAUUGCUGUUCUUGUAACUACUCCUACUUCUGAGCUCUAUGAGGUUCGUGUUGGAGGAGUGAUUGCUAUUCUGGCUGAGUAUCGAGUUCUGGGUGGAAAUCCCUACUCAAGGAAUAGCAUUUUUAAGGAGUCAAUUACAAUGGUUAAUGUAUAUAUACAUAAUUAGAGUGUUUGCAGUUUCUUCUGCCCUCUUCUUUUUCUUCAAAUUCAUUUACUCUCAUGUUUGAAAGGGGCAAUUUUAUUUCA
Rosa rugosa (rugosa rose) is the source of this 3397-nucleotide messenger RNA. Its product is annotated as pentatricopeptide repeat-containing protein At2g19280. The transcript has 5 exons. Bases 171 to 2210 code for a protein of 679 amino acids. Lineage: Eukaryota; Viridiplantae; Streptophyta; Magnoliopsida; Rosales; Rosaceae. Gene Ontology annotation, molecular function: protein binding. The record is from RefSeq and is a predicted model, not a curated record.